AUGCCUGAUCCCCACCCCCGAAGAUAUUCCGACUCCCAGGAUGCCGAAUCACCGACUGUCAAUGAGCAUGCCGCGCCUGCAACACAUUCGUGGAGGUACUGGGUGCUUUUUGGUACUCUCUGUCUCAGCGGGUUCGCUGUGACGAUGGAAGGCAGUAUUGUGGUCACAGCCUUGCCUACCAUAGCCCGGGACUUAGACACCACUGAGUAUGUAUGGGUGACCAACUGUUACACUCUCGCCUCUACCAUUUUCCAACCUUUGGUUGGCUGGAUGGCCGAGGUGUUCGGGCGUAAACCGAUCAUGCUUGGCAGUGUCCUUGUGUUCGGCGUGGGCAGCGCUAUGGCAGGGUCGGCACAUUCGCUCGGCCUCAUUCUGGCCGGACGAACCAUCCAGGGUUUGGGGGGCGGUGCUAUUCCAUUGAUGGCUGAGCUGAUUAUUAGCGAUCAGCUACCUCUAGCUCAGCGGCCGCAAAUGUUAGGAAUGGUCAUGGCCACCUCGUGUCUAGGGUUAGUGUGUGGACCCAUCCUCGGUGGAGUGAUCGUCCAACAUAGUACUUGGCGCUGGAUCUUUUAUCUCAACGUCCCCUUCGCCGGAGCCUCUAUCAUCUGUUUGUUUCUGAUGCUCGGCCAUCGGACGGCUGCGCAGAAGAGUGCAUUCAAGUCGCUUCGAGUCACCGCGAAGCAAUUUGAUUGGCUCGGUAACUUCCUGCUCCCUACCUCCAGUGUUGCUAUACUCCUUCCCUUGACAAUGGGAGGCCAGAUGUAUUCCUGGAAUUCAGCACGGGUUAUUGUUCCACUGGUGUUAGGAGGCUGUGGCCUGCUCGGGUUCGGCAUCUACGAGCAUAACUGGGCGGCGGAUCCCUUGAUUCCAACCCGACUACUGUCUAAUCUCUCAUCCGUCUCUCUCCAGUCUCAGAGCUUCAUCCAGAGCAUGCUUAUCAUGUGGGUCAACUACUUCCUGACCGUGUAUUUCCAGGCGGUUUUGGGAGUUUCGACCCAGCAAGCCGGGUUUGACCUCAUGCCCACUAUUGCAGCACUUGUUGUGUUCUCCAUCGUUGGGGGUGUUAUCAUGUCCCGGCUCCAUGGCCUCGGGGCUCUGUUCAAUAAUGCUAUUGCCUUUACGAUGAUGUCAAUUGGUCUAGGAUGCUUUACACUCCUGACUUCCACCACUCCGAUCGCGGUGUACGUCAUACUACAAAUUAUCGUUGCCGGCGGUAACGGGCUGCUCCUAGCCACCCUUCUACCAAAUGCGCAGGCCCAGUGUGAUCCCAAAGACUUGACAGCGGUCACUUCUCUGUUCAACUUCCUGCGCAGCUUCGCUCUGGUUUGGGGUAUGACUAUUCCGUCCAUCAUCUUCGACCAGACUGUAGAUAGAAACUUGAGCCUGGCGCCCGCGGACCUCCGUCCUUUGAUGAACGGGUCAGGCGCCUACAUUCGAGCGAGUCAAUCGUUCAUAGAUUCAUUACAGGGUACGGCCAAGGAGCAAAUAUUGGCACUCUACACGCGAGCCCUACGGGCAACUUGGUGGGGUGCCAUGAGCUUUGCGUUGCUAGGACUUGUUAUGGUAGCCUUUCAACGGCCAGGAAGAAACUCGAAUAACCCAGUAUCACCACAAAGUGAUGAUCAGAGCAAUAAAGCUCAGAGCGAGAAGCAUGUACCACAAUCCUAG
This is a messenger RNA of Penicillium antarcticum, 1668 nucleotides long. RefSeq lists its product as uncharacterized. The transcript has a single exon. The coding region runs from base 1 to 1668 and encodes 555 amino acids. Gene Ontology annotation, molecular function: transmembrane transporter activity. The record is from RefSeq and is a predicted model, not a curated record. Gene Ontology annotation, cellular component: membrane. Lineage: Eukaryota; Fungi; Ascomycota; Eurotiomycetes; Eurotiales; Aspergillaceae. Gene Ontology annotation, biological process: transmembrane transport.